AUGCUGGAAGUCAGAAUGGGGCAGAAUAGGCAACGUCGAUACAAGGAUGCCGUUGACGUGGCUGUCGCCAUCAAACGAACGAACAAUAGGAGAGAACGAAAAGCUGCAACUGCAGUGGUGAGAAAUGCGAAAUGUGUCAUCAACGUUAUCAGGCUUUAUGGCUUUAAGAAGACUGACUGCAAAUUGGAAAAACUGGAUGAGAAUCUAGUGAAGGAACUCGACAAAUGUUACUAUGUUAACAUUGGACGUAAAACGCAACCAGGUGACUUGGUGUCCCGAAACAGCGACAAGAGGGUCGAAAGUGAGGAGGAACGUGACGAGAUUGAGGCGUGGUCGUUUAUGGACUCCUUGUUGUUCGCGUUCACUGUUAUAACCACGAUCGGUUACGGUAACGUGGUUCCACGUACGUUUGAGGGCCGAUUCUUCGUGAUCUGUUACGGUCUUGUUGGCAUUCCAUUCACGUUGUUGGCCAUCGCCGACCUCGGCAAGUUCCUCUCUGAGCUCAUGACCAAGUGCACAAAAAUGGUGGGAAGAAUGAAAAACCGAAUUCAAGAAAAUUGGCGAACGAGAACAAAAUUGAAAAAAUCGCGUUACGAGGCUUCCGGAAAUGCCGUUAGCAAGUGUAGAACGAUGUUGGAGAAAAGUCAAAGCCAAGAAGACAUCGUUGCACUUGAAGAUGGAAAGGUAGGAACAUUCAUUAUUUUUUCCGGGAGAUUAGAUAGUAGAGCUAAAAAUAAGUCGCUGGUCGUUGUUGGACCAGCUGCAUCACCCCUCUCCUAUAACUAA
This is a messenger RNA of Angiostrongylus costaricensis, 786 nucleotides long. NCBI's taxonomy places the organism in Eukaryota, Metazoa, Nematoda, Chromadorea, Rhabditida, Metastrongylidae. The record is from the annotation of a GenBank genome assembly.